Molecule: messenger RNA, 2432 nt
Organism: Sphaeramia orbicularis (orbiculate cardinalfish)
Lineage: Eukaryota; Metazoa; Chordata; Actinopteri; Kurtiformes; Apogonidae
Gene: sft2d1
Product: SFT2 domain containing 1
Exons: 8
Coding region: 171-653 (160 amino acids)
Biological process (GO): vesicle-mediated transport
Cellular component (GO): membrane
Source: RefSeq, a predicted model, not a curated record
CUGAGUAAGUACUAAAAGACAGCAUUUUUCCGGAAGCCAGGAAGUCAGAAUUUGUACUACUCCGAGCAGAACUUGUAUAUUUCAGCUGUAAAGUCACAGCAAAAAGUGUAUACAGUGAAACUAUACUGUUAGUUUAAUAACCGUAGCUAGGUUAGCAUUAGCCGUCAACGAUGGACAAGCUUCGCCGUGUGCUAAGCGGCCAAGAGGAGAAUGAAGAGCUGGGUUUAACUGCACAGGUCCUUGAUGCCAGCACUCUCAGCUACAGCACCAGGUUGAAAUGGUUCGUCAUAUGCUUUGCUGCGGGCAUCCUUUGCUCAAUCCUCGGUACAGCACUGCUGUUCCUUCCAGGUGGAAUCAAGCUUUUUGCCGUCUUCUACACACUAGGGAAUAUUGCAGCUCUUUCCAGCACGUGUUUCCUAAUGGGACCCUUAAAACAACUGAAGCGCAUGUUUGAGCCAACAAGACUGAUAGCAACUAUUGUUAUGUUGCUCUGCCUUGUCUUAACGCUUUGCGCAGCAUUUUGGUGGAAUAAAAGGGGGCUGGCUAUCAUCUUCUGCAUCCUGCAGUUUUUGGCAAUGACAUGGUAUAGCAUCUCUUACAUACCAUUUGCCAGGGAUGCUGUGAUGAAGUGCUUCACUACCUGUCUGAGUUAGGACUAAGUCCAUAAUUUCACAUGAAGAUUGGUCCUAAUAUGCAAACUGCAGCAAUGGUGGCUCUGUUUAUACAGCUAUGAUGGUUAUACACUUUAUCUUCAGAAUUUUACUUUUCAGACUCUUUCAUACUGUGAAAACUUGCUUUUUAAGUCUAGCUAAAGAUCUACAACUGCAAUAAGAUUAUUGCACGUUACACUUUCCUUUUCUUCUUCAUGUGGGUGAAGUGAAUGCCUUUAAUGGCUAAUAUAUUUAAAGAUAUUCCUAUAUUUCCUGUAUAUUCAUAUACCUAUUAAAUGCAGGGAAAUUAUUGUGUGCACAUUGCAAUUUACAAUUCUGUAAACACGCCAUGCAGACAGAGUAUUUAACAUUUUUGAUGGAUGUAAAGUUUGGAUUUUUAAAUUUUCUAAUCGCUCAUACAACAAUAUUAAAGCACAUUUUCUUUGCCUGCUCUGUAUAAAAUAUCUCAGAUACUAAUCGGUCUUUUUAUGUAUUGAUUUUUCUCUAAGUCUGUGAACAUAUAAUAGCUCCAGUGGGUUCUCCUGGAUCUAGCCUGUUAAAGAUAAACAGAGACAUCCGCUGUCUAGUCUCUUUCACGUCUGAAUCUGUGUCUGAAUACACCUGCCCCCCCCCCUUAGAGAAUCAAAUUACAUUAUAAAAUAGGUUCUCUCUUUAAAUUUGAUUUCCUGCCAGAUGUACAUUGACCUAGUUAAUUACGCUUUUUUGAGCAUUGUGAUUUUGACGUGACCUAAUAACCCACUAUAGCUUGCAUUGGGAUCCCAUAUUCCCUCGGCAUGAUGGCAUAGCCUUCGAGGAUGCGGUUGUCAUGGCAACCUCCUCUAGAAGAAUCAUAACCUCAGCCUACCCCCAUCUGUGGUGCAGAUGUUCACAUUAUCCUGCUGAAUAGGUGUACUUCAUUCACUGAAUACCUUGAACCAGGAGUCAGUCAUGAUCUCCUCCAGCGUUUGCUUUUUUAAAAAAAGUUAUAAAAAAAUUAUAUUACGGCAGUUUUAUACAUUGAUUGCCACAUUAAGAAAAGCCCCCGUGCUCUUCCGUUAGCUGCAGGAUUUGCUCAAGAACAUUCCUGUAGGUUGUUUUGUACUUGAUGCUCAUAAAUAACUUCAUCAUUUCCUGUUGAGAGACUUUACACCAAUCCCUAACAUGCAACCCCCACAUAGUUUCAUUAGAUUGUAUAAUAUGGUGGCGGAUUAGCAUAGACAAAAUCUCCCCUCAGCAGUCCUUGUUCAACUUACUUGGCAGAAAACCAGCAAAUCCCUAAGCACUAUAUUACUCUAAGUAAUCUGAGAGAUGCAUUCAUUUACGAUGUUUUGUUUAACAAAGGCAAGGUAUAGUGGGUUUUUUUAUAUACGCUUUGUCAUUGCAAAUAUUUUUGGGCUUAUGUGUAAAAAAAAAAAAAAAAAAAAAAAAAAAAAAAAAUUGAGGGUGUACCUGACUUCAACAAUCUGUGAUGUUCAAACUGUUUCAUUUUCAUUACCUCUAAUCCAUUGUUAUGUCAGAGGGGAAAGGGAUCCCACGCCGGAGCAAACACUAAAAUUAAACACCCCAUUUCCUCUUCAGAUUAAUUCUCUUGUUCAUCUGGUAAAGCAAGGGUAAUUUUCAUUCUGUUUAUACACUCCAUGAGGCUGGGGAAUGUUGGAUUAAAGUGAUUGUUUUGUACAAGGUCUCUUACUAUUUAUAGCUUUAGGAGAAGAAAGGGUUGUGCUUGCUGUGUGGUGUGUCAUUCUCAUCUCAGAGUGUUUAAAAUAAAACAUAAGCUUUGUG